CUUUAAAUACUCGGCUACAUUAUUCUCGUUCCUAGACAUUUAAGAGAUAGAGCGCGUCCAUAAAUGGGGAAUAUUUGUGUUAAAAUCAAACUUUAAAUACUCGGCUAUAUUAUUCUCGUCUUCUUUAGUCUCUACUGUUGCUUUUUCUGUGUUCUUAUUAUAUUUUGGUUAGAGCAUGAGACUGAGCCAGACAUUCUUCUCUAUUAUCUGUGCUGCGAACCACCAUUUUUCUUACCGCGCUCCAAUUCUAAUUUCCCCAAACCAAAAACUUUUUGAAUUUUGUCAUUUGUGCUUUAACAUCCUAGACUCUGAACCUGGCCAGAAACACUUUCUCUCCCACCAAUGUUUGCCUAUUUAUCUUUUUUCCUUUGAGUGGAAAAAGUAGAAUAAAGACUUCAUUUUUCUUGCCAAGAUUUUGAGACUUAAGAAGGGAUGGAAAUAUUUUGAGGGUGGGAAGUAAUUAUAUUUUCUUUUGAUUAACUAGGAAUUCUAGGAUUUCAUUCACUAAAAAAAUAUGUGCAUAAUGCAUUGAAUCCAAUGAUAAUUUAAGAGAUCUCAAGAGUCUUUGCUGAGAUAAUGGAUGGUGUUACGGAAUUUUCUGGGGUUUUGAUCAGAGGAAAAAUUUACUGUUGACAUUAAAAGAUAGCUACUAUGAAGAACAACUGCAAACUCUGAUUGAUGGCAUGCUUCAGCAAGUUCAUGUUGUAGGAGAAGGGGGAAUAAAGACUAUUGCAUUAAUCUCAGUUGAACCAUGGGGAGUUGUGCAAUUUGGAUCCACUCAGAAGAUUCCUGAAAGGAAAGAAUUUAUCGAGCAAGUGAAGAAGCAGUUGAGAGAAGUGAAAGUCAGAGAAAAGGAACCUCCUUCAAAUAGCCAAAAUCUCGAGUCAAGCACUCAUUUAACUUCAUUAUUAUCACCUGCUGUUUCCAGUUCUUCAAACGAUCCAAUCCAAAUCAUGAGCCAGUUUAGGGAUGGAGUGGAUGAUUUUCUUGUAGAGUAUAACAAUAGCACAACUUUGUUUGGAUCCUCCAGCAAGCAAGUAUUUAAAAACAAUGCUAGUGAUUGUUGUUCUGUUCUGACCUCAUAUUGGUCUCAUUCAGCAUCUUGGCCAGAUCAAAACGUGCCCCUUUCAGAUAAUGUCCCAACAUGCUUGAAUGACACUCUCACACCAGUUGUCGACCACUCCUCAAACACCUUAUUCUCCAAACUAGGCCUUCACCAGUUUUUAAAUACUAGCACAACCUCUUCAUUUAGUUUUGGUCCUAAUGGGGAAAAGAAACUGUUACAUCCGGUGUUUGAAGAUAAGAUGAGGAGAUAUACUUUUGACAUUAAAAGUGCCAAGAAAAAGGCUAAGGCUGGGAUAAAACCGAGGCACAAAAAUAGUCAGAUGAUCCAGGACAGGUUGGCAGAGUUGAGGGACCUCAUUCCUAGUGGUCACAAGGGUUGUGAAGUUGAGGAUCAAUCUAUGGUUUGUCCACUCAUAGUUGAGGACCUUGAUACCCCUGUUCAAAUGCUCAUUACAAUCCUUUGUGAAGAAGGGGGCUUCUUUUUGGAGAUUGCUGAGAUCAUUAGAGGUUUUGGCUUGAAUAUCCUCAAGGGAGUGACUGAAGUCCGUGAACCGAGCAACAUAUGGGCUAACUUCAUAGUUCAGUCUGAGGGGGCCCGUCGUAUGGUUUUCGAUGUGCUAACUUUUGACAAUGGACAAAUGAUGGGUAAUCAGCUUCAUCUGUUAUUUCUCCUUGUGGUUAAUCACCGAUAA
Striga asiatica is the source of this 1757-nucleotide messenger RNA. The record is from the annotation of a GenBank genome assembly. Lineage: Eukaryota; Viridiplantae; Streptophyta; Magnoliopsida; Lamiales; Orobanchaceae.